Molecule: messenger RNA, 1722 nt
Organism: Pyricularia pennisetigena
Lineage: Eukaryota; Fungi; Ascomycota; Sordariomycetes; Magnaporthales; Pyriculariaceae
Exons: 1
Coding region: 1-1722 (573 amino acids)
Biological process (GO): ribosomal large subunit biogenesis
Cellular component (GO): preribosome, large subunit precursor
Molecular function (GO): nucleic acid binding; zinc ion binding
Source: RefSeq, a predicted model, not a curated record
AUGGCGACGAUAGCAGCCGGUCGCGGCGGUCCCGAUCCUGGGGAUGCUUCGGGCGUCAGCGCCUCGGGUGCUCCUGCGAGCCACCCCUAUACCUGCAACACGUGCCACGUUGCUUUCAGGAAUAUUGACCUUCAGAAGAACCACAUGAAGGGUGAUUGGCACCGGUACAACCUGAAGCGUCGUGUCGCAUCUCUCCCCCCGAUUUCCUCAGAGAUCUUCAACGAAAAGGUUCUCCAGGCGCGCGCGGCCACUACGGCACAGGCAGACAAAGUCGGUUUCGAGCGGGCCUGCGAAGUCUGUCAAAAAACGUAUUACAGCGAGAACUCGUUUCAGAACCACAUCGGCAGCCAGAAACACAAGGCACGCGAGACGGCACGUGGCUCCAAGGACGGUCGUGCAUUCGACGAAGCGAGCUCUGUCAUCAGCUCUACCUUCUCCCUUGGAGAGCCAAUUCCAGAUAACAACAACAAGAGCAAGGUUGAUCUGGACUCUGACGCUGAAGAGGAGUUUAGUCAGAUGGUCGAGGGCCUCAAAACAACCAAAAUCAACGGCAAUGAGGAGCGUACCUCGCCACUAAAGCGACCGUCAAACCCUCACCUUUCCAAGGCAGAACACACAUUAUCUGAAAAGGCGGAUGAGGGUUCUGGAACCGCAACUCCUGUCGAGUCGACCAAGCCCGAGGCUGCGCCACCCAAUAACAUCAAAGCCUGCCUGUUCUGUAACUACGAAUCUCCCACCAGUCGCCUCAACGCUACCCACAUGGAGCGCAUACACGGCAUGUUUAUACCCGAGAAGGACUAUCUUGUCAACCUUGAUGGGCUUAUAGAGGCCUUGGAGUAUCGUGUGCGGGAGCUCAACGAGUGCCUAUACUGCGGCAAAGUCAAAGCAAAUGUCUUCGCUGUUCAGACUCACAUGCGCGAUACAAGUCACUGCAAGAUCCCUUAUUCCACAGAGGAGGAACAGCUGGAAAUUGGCGAGUUCUAUGAUUUCAGGAGCACAUAUUCCGACGGCGAGGGAUCCGAUACCGAGGACGAUGAGGAUGUUCCUCGCUCAGGUGGGGCCAAACUUGGUGCCAAGCGAAUCACGACGAUCAAGGGCGAAGAUGGCGAUGAAGUUAUGGAGGACGGAGAUGGAUGGGAGACAGACAGUUCAGCCUCCUCUCUGGACUCGGAGAACCUGACCGCUGUGCCUGCCGAGAAGCACUACCACCAGUAUGAGAGACUCGAACGCCACCCGCAUCAUAGUACAAACGACCCGCGUGGGCACCAUCAAAAAGAUGGUUGGCAUUCGCAUGCGCACAAGCACACCCAUGCCGCAUUCUACGACGAGUACGAACUGCAUCUCCCCAACGGUAAACAUGUUGGGCACCGUGCCCAUAACCGCUACUACCGGCAGAAUCUGCGCGACAGGCCUGUCACGGAAGAGGAGCGGGCCGAACGUCUCGCCCUCGAGCAGGGUCGCGCUGGUAGCCCAGAGGAUAUGGAUGUUGAUGGCCUCAACCGGCUCGCUCGUCGCAACGGCUCCAACUACCGCGCCCUCAUCACCCGAGCGACUGGCGGUCAAGCACUUGCCGGCGUGUCGAAAGUUAAGAUCAAGGAGGUGCAAAGGUCGGAGCAACGCGGUCGGAAGGCCGAAGGUCAUCACCGUGGAAGGAUGGAGUGGAAGACAAACAAGGCUGCCAACCACCAGGAGCACUUCCAUUACUCCAAGCUGGGUGGCUGA